GUGUAGUUUUGCAUAAAGCAAACGGGACAUUUUACAUGGAUACAGCUACUGUUACAUGUGACGCCUGGUAUCAAACCAGGAACAAUACAAUAACCGGUCAGAUAUCUGGAGAAUGGGAAACAACGAUAUGUGAAGAUUGCUACUUGACGACACCAUGGGAGUAUACUGGGAAACGGAAUACAACAGUCACAGGAAUGCCGUGUCACCGAUGGGAUUCACCUGAGGCAAUGAUUCAUGGUUAUACUGAUCUUCAAUACUUCCCCGAAUCGACAUUGUCGGAGGCUGAGAACUUUUGUAGAAACCCAGACAGUUGGGAUUAUGAGCCAUGGUGCAUCACAACAAAUGAAAAUGCUCCAAAUUAUUGGGAAUAUUGCGAUAUAAAGAAAUGUUAAUGGAAUUAACUAGACCAAUAUAAAGUGUGAAUUUUAACAUGCGCUUCAAAACAUUUUAUCUUUCGAGAAUCCAAUGAUGUCACAGUAGACUCUAUCACAAUGGACUUAUUCAUUUUUACUUUAUUUUCAUCUCAGAUUUUUUGACUUUUAUUCGCUAGAUACAUAAUUUUGAACGACAGUAUUCAAUAUUUUAAUAAGAAAAUUUAUAACUAAGGCUAUUAAGUUCGAGAAAUUAGAGUGCUGCAGAUUACAAUACUGUUGUUUAUACGGAGUUACAAAAUGUUGCAGUUUUACAAUUAUAAUUUAUUUUCUAUUUUUAUUAA
Ruditapes philippinarum (Manila clam) is the source of this 715-nucleotide messenger RNA. Its product is annotated as plasminogen-like. The transcript has 2 exons. The coding region runs from base 36 to 392 and encodes 118 amino acids. Lineage: Eukaryota; Metazoa; Mollusca; Bivalvia; Venerida; Veneridae. The record is from RefSeq and is a predicted model, not a curated record.